CUCAGUUUCCGCUGAACAUUCGAGGCGAACGGUUCGCUGUGUUUGGGCCUGCUUUCAAUAUUCCCCGAUUUCCGGACUCGAUUCGAUCCAAUCCGAGCCAAACCAAUUCGAGAUACUCGGCGCUGAGCUCCAUUCGCGAUUUUUGAGUUCUGUGGCCAUGUGAAGUGCACGCAUCUCGAAGUGCCAAAAUAAGUUCUGAUAAAGCCUUCAAAACGAUAACCAGCCUUAUUCAAUUAUGUUUGUGCCAAGAACUGUGCUCUAGUUACGCGAUUUGCAAGUGAAAUCCGACGGCAAAGAAAUUCUGCGAGAGCCGCGACCCAAAUAGGGAGUAACGAGAGCAUCAUGGGCUUCUCAUCAGCCCUCCAAAGUCGCGCCGCCCACGAGGCGCUGAUCGUCCGCCAGGAUGCCGAACUCCGGCUAAUGGAGACAAUGAAGCGAUCCAUCCAGAUGAAGGCCAAGUGCGACAAGGAGUACGCCAUCAGCCUGACCGCUGUGGCCCAGCAGGGUCUCAAGAUCGAUCGGGCUGACGAAAUGCAAGGCAGCCUGAUCUCCAAAUCCUGGCGAUCCUACAUGGAUGAACUGGACCACCAGGCCAAACAGUUCAAGUUCAACGCGGAGCAGCUGGAGGUCGUCUGCGAUAAGUUGACCCACCUCUCGCAGGACAAACGGAAGGCCAGAAAGGCCUACCAGGAGGAGCAUGCCAAGAUCGCAGCACGCCUGAAUCAUCUCACCGACGAGGUGGUGCGCAAGAAAUCUGAAUACCAAAAACAUUUGGAGGGCUACAAGGCGCUGCGCACGCGCUUCGAGGAGAACUACAUAAAGGCACCCAGUCGCAGUGGCCGCAAGCUGGACGAUGUGCGUGACAAGUAUCAGAAGGCCUGCCGCAAAUUGCAUCUCACACACAACGAGUACGUGCUGUCCAUCACGGAAGCCAUCGAAGUGGAGAAGGACUUUCGCAACGUCUUGCUGCCGGGACUGCUGGAGCAUCAGCAGUCCGUUCAGGAGAGCUUCAUCCUGCUGUGGCGCAACAUCCUGCAGGAGGCGGCCCAGUAUGGCGACCUCACGGCCGACAAGUACAAGGAGAUCCAGAAGCGCAUUGACACUGUGAUAGGGAGCAUCAAUCCGACCGAGGAGUACGGCGAGUUCACCGAGAAAUACAAAACCUCUCCCACAACACCGCUGCUCUUCCAGUUCGAUGAGACGCUCAUCCAGGAUAUUCCCGGCAAAUUGCAGUCGAGCACAUUGACAGUGGACAACCUCACGGUGGACUGGCUGCGUAAUCGUCUCCAGGAACUGGAGGGAGCCGUCAGGGAUUGCCAGGAGAAGCAGAUGAAGAUGAUCGAGCAUGUGAAUGGUGGCUCGCCGGUGGCCAAUGGCAGCAUUAUAUCCAACGGCAGCAACACAUCCAACGGCAUUCAGUCCAACAAGGAUAGCCUAUGCCGCCAGUCGAAGGACCUUAAUGCACUGCGCUGCCAGGAGAAGCAGAAACAGAAGCUGGUGGACAUGAUCAAGUGCGCCCUGAACGAGGUGGGAUGCGAGGAGCUGCCCUCCGGUUGCGACGAUGACCUCACCCUGGAGCAGAACUUCAUCGAGAAUGGCUAUAACAACGAACAGCAGAGAUCCAACUCCACCAGUUCACCAGGUCUGGGCAUAAUGAACGAGCUGAUGCGACGCGGUGGGGUAUUGACCCUCUUGCGUGGAAGGGGUCGCCACUUUAAGCGCAAGAGUACACCACAACCGGCGACGCCGAUGACGCGAUCGCGACAAGGACGGUUCAACAAGUUGCAACCACGAUCCCAGAGCCUCGGAUCCUUGUCGGUAAUUAGGGAUGGGAAUGGGCCAAGUCCUGCACGUUACGAGCCCAUUACUAACCAUCGUUUGCGCCAGGCGGCAAGUGUUCAUUAUUUGGGCGAGGAGAUCGCCACGAGCUCCACUAAUCCGCCCGAUUUGACGCGUCUGCGACGAACCCAAUGUUCCAUGUUGUGUUUGGGCGAGGACGAGGAGCCUGUUGUCCUUGCCUCGCCCGCCCCGCUCACUCAGCUUACCGCUGCUGUCCUUACUAACACCAAUAACAAUCAUAUCUAUGCCGAUCUGGAGUUGGAUAAAAAGAAGGAUACUUCACCGAGUCCAGAAUGUAAGGGGGAACAAAUUCAACCGAAAAAAGAGCAAAUACGAAUUGAAAUCAACCAAACCGCGCCUCAGAACUCCAUUGAUGCCCAUCUGGACAGGAUUGAUGAGCUGAACCGAGUGCUAGACGAUCGGCUGAAGCGUACUCUUCAGCCCAGCGAUGAUGUGAAUGCCAUCGAAAGUGCCGAGGAGAAUCACAUACAAACCAGGAAGUUGGCCAAAGAUCCAGAUAGCCAAACGAAACGCAGCUCCAGUUCCAGUUCAGAGUGCCGAUCCUCCAAGGACACGAGUCACUCCAAGAAGCGUUCCCUGUCUUUUAGUCAGAAAUCCAUAAGCAACAUAUUCAGCAACCUAAAGGAGUUCUCUAAGAGUCCACUCGUUAGGAUGGGCAAGAAUCAUAUCCUCAACGAAGAGCAGGAUGCGAAAAGGACGCAGCCAAGUCAACAUCAUCAUUCCAGUGGCAGUGAUUGCCCCACAAACAGUAGCAGCUCCAGCAGUAAUAAUAAUAAUAAUAAUAAAAAUACCAGUAGCAAUAGCAAUCACAGUGCCUCACAGUCCACGAUAAUAACGAGCACGAUCACCACCACCAUAACGACUACAACUACCACGACGCCGUCCAAGGAAAACUCAAGACUGAAAUUCAAAGUGCCCAAGAUCCAGAAGAAAUCAAAGGCCAUCCGCAAUACAUUCCGCUCCAAGUUGCUCAAUUUCCAGUUGAAGCGCUCCAAGCCGUGCAAACAGUGCACCAAGAGACGUCGCAUCCAUCCCAGCAAAAGUGUCUUUGAUUUUGCCAAAGAGUUCGAGGUGGAACAACCGGCUGGUUCGGCGGCGGAUGAGCAAUUCUGCAACUGUCCGCCAGCUGGUCAAAAGCCUGUUAAGCCAUCCGUCCAAAUAUCCGGCCACAAAGAUCACCCGUUCGAGUCCAGUUCUGGAGAGCUGGACGAGAACUCGGAUCGGGACAUCGACAACGACGAGGAGGAGGAGGAUAGCGCCAGUGACGACGUGCUCAGCAUGAAGGAUCACUGCUAUUGCGUGCCCAGCCUGGCGGCCAGUAUAUCGCUCUCCACAAAUCGUCCGCUUUACGAGGAGGAAUGGUUCCAUGGCGUUCUGCCGCGCGAGGAAGUGGUUCGAUUGCUGAAUAACGAUGGUGACUUCCUGGUCCGCGAAACGAUUCGAAACGAGGAGAGCCAGAUUGUGCUCAGUGUCUGUUGGAAUGGCCAUAAGCACUUCAUUGUCCAGACCACCGGAGAGGGUAAUUUCCGGUUCGAGGGACCACCAUUUGCCAGCAUCCAGGAGCUGAUCAUGCAUCAGUAUCACUCGGAAUUGCCAGUGACCGUGAAAUCGGGAGCCAUACUCCGACGACCCGUUUGCCGGGAGCGCUGGGAGCUGAGCAACGAUGAUGUGGUACUUCUGGAGAGGAUUGGUCGGGGAAACUUUGGGGAUGUCUACAAGGCCAAACUGAAGUCCACCAAACUGGAUGUGGCUGUCAAAACCUGUCGAAUGACCCUGCCCGACGAACAGAAGCGUAAAUUCCUACAGGAAGGGCGCAUCCUCAAGCAAUACGAUCAUCCAAAUAUCGUAAAAUUGAUUGGCAUUUGUGUGCAGAAGCAGCCCAUCAUGAUUGUCAUGGAAUUGGUGCUCGGUGGUUCGCUUUUAACUUAUUUACGCAAGAACUCCAAUGGCCUCACCACUCGCCAACAAAUGGGCAUGUGCAGAGAUGCGGCGGCAGGCAUGCGAUAUCUGGAGUCCAAAAACUGCAUUCAUCGCGAUCUGGCGGCGCGUAAUUGUCUCGUUGACUUGGAGCACAGUGUGAAGAUCUCCGAUUUCGGAAUGUCUCGCGAGGAAGAGGAAUAUAUAGUUUCCGAUGGCAUGAAACAAAUACCUGUGAAGUGGACAGCUCCCGAGGCCUUGAAUUUCGGCAAGUACACUUCGUUGUGCGAUGUGUGGUCCUAUGGCAUACUGAUGUGGGAGAUCUUCUCCAAGGGCGACACACCCUACUCCGGCAUGACCAACUCCAGAGCCAGAGAGCGCAUCGAUACGGGAUAUCGUAUGCCAACGCCGAAGAGCACGCCCGAGGAGAUGUACCGACUGAUGCUCCAGUGCUGGGCAGCCGACGCCGAAUCCCGACCGCAUUUCGAUGAGAUCUACAAUGUGGUGGAUGCACUGAUUCUGCGCCUGGACAACAGCCACUAAGAGCGGCUCCAUGCGGAACACUUAGCGUAUACUCAACGUAGAUUUAGUCAGCGCUUUUAAAGUACGUUACGUCCGAGGACUUGACAACGAGUUGCCUGUAUUUAUGAGAUAGCACAUACCUACUAUACAUUUUACCAUAUAAACCAUAUUUAUAUAGAGACAUAUAUAUUUUCUAGCCAUGUAAAUGUAAAUUUCGAUGUGUACUGUAGUGUGUGUUUGCCUGACUGAGCGUAUGUUAUAAAUCCUUAAUGUGCCAAAAACCGCAAGAGAUCUUAAAACAAAAAAAAAAGUGAAACGAAAAAAAGAUAAGAGAAAAUAAAAUAAAACUGAUAUUGUGUGUCUGCUUGAAGAACGGCGUUCGUAACCUAAGCUCAUGAAUUUAUAUAUUUUUAGUUGUUUGUGUUUUAGUUUUUAGGCAGUGAUUCAUAAUUUGUAUAUUAUGCAAUCCCUACGUUUGUCAAUUUGUUUCUAGACUUUGUAUUCUAUGUAUAUUUAUUUACACCUAAUUUACAUUUCUACUUCGACUACGAUUAUGUUUACUCUAAUACAACUAAGCUCUAAGUUAAAGCUUUAAGUUUUGCUGCGCUGCUGAAGUGAAUAAAUCAUAUGUGUACUAUAUAUAUAUAUAUACAGAAGAG
Molecule: messenger RNA, 4958 nt
Organism: Drosophila melanogaster (fruit fly)
Lineage: Eukaryota; Metazoa; Arthropoda; Insecta; Diptera; Drosophilidae
Gene: FER
Product: FER tyrosine kinase
Exons: 14
Coding region: 343-4320 (1325 amino acids)
Biological process (GO): morphogenesis of an epithelium
Cellular component (GO): membrane; adherens junction
Molecular function (GO): transferase activity; protein kinase activity; ATP binding
Source: RefSeq, marked reviewed